AUGGCUGACGAGUACGCAGACUUGAAGCAGAUGUUGCAGCAGCAGCUGAAGCUAAUGGAAGCACUCACCGUUAAGCUGUCCAACUCGUCCAUGGGUCAACCAAGCACGGCAGGUGGUUCGCAAUCUGUUGAUCACAUUGCCGGCAGCAUCACUGAAUUCUUGUAUGACCCGCAGGCCCAUAUCACCUUUGAUUCCUGGUAUAAACGAUACGAGGACUUGUUCUCUGUCGAUCUGGCUGCCCAGGACGAUGCAUGGAAGGUUCGACUCCUACUUCGCAAAAAGGGUCCGGCUGAAUACGAGCGUUAUGCAAACUUCAUCCUCCCCAAGUAUCCCCGAGAAGUCGCUUUCAAGGACACGGUUAUGACGUUGUCGCAGAUUUUUGGUGAUCAAUCAUCCCUUUUCAACACUCGAUUUCAGUGCCUGCAGCUGUGCAAACGCGAUUCCGAUGAUUUUAUCACGUAUGCGGGCAUUGUCAAUUGUGAGUGUGGGCGUUUUCAACUCGGUCCUCUUACUGAAGAACAGUUUAAAUGCCUUGUAUUUAUCUGCGGCCUCCAGUCCCCCAAGAUUGCCGAUAUCCGGACACGUCUCCUGUCCAAACUGCAGCAGAGCAACUCAAUCACACUCCAAGAGCUGGCAGCAGAGUGCCAAACGCUGAUCACUCUCAAGCACGACUCUGCAAUGAUUCAGAACCCUGUCUUAUCUUUCUCAGUCCACUCGGUCACAUCGACCAAAUCGCAUCCUGUUACACGACCCAAACAAGUGUCCAGGGCGAGAUCUCCGCCAUCUCCUUGUCGGCACUGUGUCGCGUGGCAUUUCCACCGGGAUUGCACUUUCCACCAGCAUCGCUGCCAAAGCUAUAAUCAGGUGGGACACCGUGAUGGGGUUUGCUAAUCAGUACUAGCUUCUGGAGGCAAGCCUGCCCCCGCCACUCCUAAUUCCAGGCACCGUUUCCGGCCAAAACGCAAGCCCAAACCCCAGUCCGUUGGUAAUUCUCUCAGUCCCUUGCUAUCCACUACCGGUUCCGGCUGAUCGUUUCACCCUGCUGAAUGGUGGCACUUGGUUUGCCAAGUUGGAUCUCGCUGAUGCGUAUCUGCAGACCGUGGUCACCCAGAGUCGUGCGAAUUGUUGACCAUCAAUACCCACCGUGGUCUGUUCCAAUACAUCAGGCUGCCCUUCGGUGUCAAGACCGCCCCGGCCCUAUUCCAACAAACGAUGAACGCAAUGCUCUCCGGCGUCCCUGGCACAUCUGGGUACCUGGACGACAUCAUCAUCGUGCAUCGCUCCCCUGCCGAGCUGUAAGACCGAGUGUGCGCAGUACUCGAACGCGUGCAGGAAUAUGGCUUUCGCCUACCAGCCGACAAGUGCCACUUCUUCCUCGACUCAAUCAAGUACGUUGGAUUUGUUUUUGACGUCAUUUGUCGCCAUCCAGAUCCUGAAAACAUUCGGGCCAUCCAACGGAUGACUGCACCCAAGAAUGCAUUGCAACUUCGUUCGUCCCUUGGCCUGAUCAUUUACUAUAGCGCCUUCCUACCAUCGCUGCAUGACGUACGGGCCCCGCUCAACCAUCUGCUGCAGAAGGAUGCUCCUUGGUGCUGGUCCCCCCAACUGUGAAAAGACCUUCGCACAGCUAAAGUCGAUGCUGAGUUCAGAUCUGCUGCUCACGCACUACGACCCGACGCUGCCGAUCGUUGUUGCUGCAGAUGCUUCCAACCACGGAGUUGGUGCCGUCAUCUCACAUACAGGACAACACAGAUUCCGGCGUCCCCUGGUGGCGUUUCUUCUGCCGAAGCUUUGAUGGGCCGAAAACUGCGUACAACGUUUCAUGCCCUCGUCCCUACCGGUGCGCAGCCCGCGCAGACUUCUCCAGUUUCUCGCAGCAAGCUCUCCAUCGGAACACCUGUCUUCGUUCGUGAUUAUCGAGCGGGGUUCCCAGACUGGAUUGAAGCAACCGUAGUAUCGCACAGAGGCAGUAUGUUGUUUGAUGUCGACGUUGGUGAUGACAUCUGGGUUCGCCACCACAACCAGAUCCGACGGCGACAUUGCAGUAACGCAACUGGGCUCGAUUCGGCGCCGUCACUCUCUCUCGACAUCCUACUGGAUACCUUCGCCAUUCCGGCAGAUCAGUCGGUUCCCGAAUCCACUUCUGCGCCCCCUUCGGAUAUACCAUCUUCGGUAUCAGUUACCGCUCCCGUAUCUCCAGGCAUUAAACCACGGCUAAGACGCCGGACCAACCGCGUGCGCCGCUCAACACGUCUGAUGCAGGUCAACCCACGCCAGAAGCGGUACUGA
Messenger RNA from Spirometra erinaceieuropaei, 2289 nucleotides. NCBI's taxonomy places the organism in Eukaryota, Metazoa, Platyhelminthes, Cestoda, Diphyllobothriidea, Diphyllobothriidae. The record is from the annotation of a GenBank genome assembly.